Messenger RNA from Rhopilema esculentum, 1329 nucleotides. RefSeq lists its product as uncharacterized. Lineage: Eukaryota; Metazoa; Cnidaria; Scyphozoa; Rhizostomeae; Rhizostomatidae. The record is from RefSeq and is a predicted model, not a curated record.
AUGGAUGACUUAAAGCUCUAUGCCAAAAAUGUAGAACAGAUCAAUUCGUUAGUGCGGACAGUACAUAUAUUCAGUACUGAUAUUGGAAUGGAAUUUGGGAUUAAGAAGUGUGGUGUUCUUAUAUUGAAGAGAGGGAAAAUCAUUAGAAGUAAAGGAACAGAACUCCCAAAUGGUGAUAAACUUAAGGAAGUAAGAGAGGAAGGCUACAUAUACCUAGGUAUAGUUGAGCUUGACAAGAUUAAAGAAGAGGAGAUGAAGGGCAAGAUAAUAAAGGAGUAUAAACGAAAGUUAAGCUUAAUCCUGAAAUCAAAACUUAAUGGUAAAAACAAAGUAAUAGCGAUUAACACAUGGGAAGUGGCAAUAUUUAAAUACAGUGCUGGAAUAUUGGAGUGGAAAAGCAGCGAACUAAAAAAGAUUGACAGAAAAUCGAGGAAAACCAUGACUAUAUACGGAGCCUUUCACCCCAAAAGUGACGUUGACAGACUGAACAUGAAGAGAAAAGAAGGGGGUAGAGGACUGAGCAAUAUGGAGCUGGUAGUUAAGAGAGAAGAGAAAAAUUUAGGUCAGUAUGUUCUGAAUUCCAGAGAGCAGUUGCUUAGAGGAGUUUGUUUUGAAGGGACAAUUCGCACUGAUAGUACCAUGCCAAACAAAGAGUUUAAAAAGAAAGUGGCUAAUGAUCUUGAAAAUAAUUGGAUGGGAAAGAAUAUGUAUAGUCAGUUUGUAAGGGAAAUGCCAGAAAAUGUCGAUAAGAAGAAAACGUGGCAGUGUCUAUCAAAAAGUGACUUACAAGUCCAGACAAAGGCUUUAUUGUGUGCUGCCCAAGAACAGGCAAUUAGGACCAAUUACGUGAAGCAUCAUAUUGACAAAAGUGUGGAUAGUCCUCUCUGCAGGAUCUGUGGAGAAAGAGGAGAAACUGUCCAGCAUAUCGUUCCUGAAGUUGCUGUAGAAAAUGAUAGUGUAAAAAUACCGUGGGAUAUCAACAUACAAUGUGACAAUGUUAUUGAGGCAAGAAGACCAGACAUUGUCCUAGUUGAUAAAAGCCACAGAAUUUGCACCAUCAUUGAUAUAGCAGUACCAGCGAAUGUCAGGGUGGCUGAGAAGGAAAGAGAAACGAUUGGAAAAUACCAUGACCUGAAAAGAGAAGUUACACGGUUAUGGAGCAUGAGAAAGGUUCAAGUUAUACCGGUAGUUAUAGGAGCCCUAGGGAGUAUCUCAAAAGAGUUUGAAAAAUGGACAGAAAGUCUCAAAAUUCCGUGGAUUACAAUUGAAAUGCAGAAAACUGCCUUGUUAGGAACGGCUACAAUUCUAAGAAGAGUCUUAGACAUGUGA